This is a messenger RNA of Nothobranchius furzeri (turquoise killifish), 4126 nucleotides long. RefSeq names its product phosphatidylinositol 3-kinase regulatory subunit alpha. NCBI's taxonomy places the organism in Eukaryota, Metazoa, Chordata, Actinopteri, Cyprinodontiformes, Nothobranchiidae. Gene Ontology annotation, molecular function: 1-phosphatidylinositol-3-kinase regulator activity; protein binding. Gene Ontology annotation, biological process: phosphatidylinositol phosphate biosynthetic process; insulin receptor signaling pathway. Gene Ontology annotation, cellular component: phosphatidylinositol 3-kinase complex. The record is from RefSeq and is a predicted model, not a curated record.
CUUGACGUCAUUCUGCUCUCGACAACGAGAACGACAGAGCCGCAGGCGUCUCCAUCCCGACGGUCUUCGACAAAAUAACGGAACAUCUGAGUUGUGAAGAAGCUCUUGGGGUCGUGUCCAUGAAGAUUUCGACUCCUUUCACGGCUGGAGAUAUUUGUUUGUGAGAACUUUUACAGUUUAAAGGUGGAGCUGGGGCCUCCACAGAUGUGGCCUGUACUUCCUCUCAGACUCCUGUUCAUGAGGGCUGAAGAUGUUUGUGUGACGGAGCGACUGUGGAUUGGCCUGGAGGGAUGACAGGACUUUAGCAGACAUGGAGACAGGAGAGACGCACAGACAGAUGGAAACGCCAUAUUUCCACCGCCACCAUUCUCCACAAUAGACCUCUCAGGACAACAGAGAAACUAUUUUUCUAUUAUUUUCUACCCAGAGCUGAUUCUUUUUUUGUGACUGACUGAAGCCAUAUUUAAGGAGACAUCAGGAUGAGCUCGGAGGGCUAUCUGUACCGAGCGCUGUACGACUACAAGAAGGAACGGGAGGAGGACAUCGACUUGCAUGUUGGCGACACGCUGCUGGUCAGUAAAGGGGUUCUGCUGGCACUCGGCUGCAGCAGCGGCGCCGAAGAGCGGCCGUCGGAAAUCGGUUGGCUGGUGGGCUUCAACGAGACCACUCAGGAAAAAGGAGACUUCCCGGGAACAUACGUAGAGUUUGUUGGGAGGAGGUGGAUGUCCCCGCCCACUCCGAAGCCCCGCCCACCCAGACCACCAUCUGCAUCAUCAGUGAGGAUGGACUCGGAGUCAGAGAGCUUCCUGUUGCCGGAUCUUCCAGAACAGUUUGGGCCCCCAGACACCGCCCCCCCUCUCCUCAGCAGACUGAUGGAGCUCAUAGAGACCAAAGGUGUGGAAAGCCCCGGGCUGUACCGCUGUCUGAGUGGAGGAGCUCUAGACGCCCGACAUCUGGCCGAGACCGGUAAGUCGGACAGAACCGUAACGGGCUCUGCCUGUGGCGAAUCCCCGGCUCUUAAGCUUUGUUUGUUUUCAGAUCUGGAGCAACUGGACGUCCCGUCCCUCUGCGAUGGAGUGGUCCGGUUCCUACAGGAACUCCCAUGUCCCGUUCUGCCCCCCUCCCUGCAGGCUGACAUGAUCCACACUGUCCAAGAAGUCCGAGACCCAGAGGACUGUGCCCAGGUACUGAGGGGAGUGGCCAGUUCACCCUCAUGCCCCGCCCAGUACGGUCUGACCCUGUUCAGCGUGAUCCGACACCUGGCACGUCUGUGUCUGCACGGCUCCAGAAACCAGCUGAGUCCAAGAGGUGUCGCCGAGAACUUCAGCCCACUGCUGUUCAGACAUGUUCCAGGGUCCGAGUCUGGUCCAGAUCCUCUGGUUCAGGUCCUGGAGGUUCUGAUCACCAGCGAGCUGAACAUGAACCAAGCUGCACCAGCUUUACCUCCGAAACCCGUCAAGUCAUCGACUCCUGCAGCGUCCAGCAGCUUCAACAACAGCAUGUCUCUACAGGACGCCGAGUGGUACUGGGGAGACAUCUCCAGAGAGGAGGUGAAUGAGAAGCUGAGAGACACGGCUGACGGGACGUUUCUGGUGCGGGACGCCUCCACUAAGAUGCACGGAGACUACACUCUGACUCUGAGGAAGGGAGGCAACAACAAACUGAUAAAGAUCUUCCACCGGGAAGGGAAGUACGGUUUCUCCGACCCGUUGACCUUCAGCUCGGUGGUGGAGCUCAUCAACCACUACCGACACGAGUCUCUGGCCCAGUACAACCCCAAACUGGACGUGAAGCUGCUGUACCCGGUCUCCAAACACCAGCAGGACCAGGUGGUGAAGGAGGACAGCAUCGAAGCUGUGGGGAAGAAGCUCCACGAGUACCACCUGCAGUACCAGGAAAAGAACCGCGAGUACGACCGACUGUACGAGGAGUACACCAGAACAUCUCAGGAGAUCCAGAUGAAGCGGACGGCCAUCGAGGCGUUCAACGAGACCAUAAAGAUCUUCGAGGAGCAGUGUCAGACUCAGGAACGCUUCAGCAAAGAGUACAUCGAGAAGUUCCGCCGGGAGGGCAACGACAAGGAGAUCCACAGGAUCAUGGAGAACUACGACAAGCUGAAGUCCCGGAUCAGCGAGAUCGUGGACAGCAAGCAGCACCUGGAGGCGGACCUGAAGAAGCAGGCAGCCGACAACCGAGAGAUCGACAAGAAGAUGAACAGCAUCAAACCGGAUCUGAUCCAGCUGCGCAAGACCAGGGACCAGUACCUCAUGUGGCUGACCCAGAAAGGAGUCCGGCAGAGGAAGCUGAACGAGUGGCUCGGCCUGAAGAAUGAGACCACUGAGGAUGAGUACAGCAUGGUGGAGGACGAGGAGGACCUUCCUCACCACGACGAGCGUCUGUGGCGUCUGGGAAACAUCAACCGUAAUCAGGCCGAAGCUCUGCUGCGGGGGAAGAGAGACGGGACCUUCCUGGUCCGGGACAGCAGCAAACCGGGCUGCUACGCCUGCUCUGUGGUGGUGGAUGGCGAGGUGAAGCACUGCGUCAUCAACAAAACCGGCACCGGUUACGGCUUCGCCGAGCCCUACAACCUGUACGGAUCUCUGAAGGAACUGGUCCUGCACUACCAGCACACCUCACUGGUCCAACACAACGACUCGCUCAACGUCACGCUGGCCUUCCCCGUCUACAGCCAGCAGAGGCGGUGACCCCGCCCCCUCUGGUCUCGCCCAUCUUUGGUCUUGAGUGGAAAUCCGAACCACACUUCAUGUUUGUCGUCGUGUCACUAAGACUUAACAAACAUUUUACUGUGAAAGUCCCCAAAUAAAAGCUUUAACUUCCUGUUGGGAUGACGGGAGCUGCUUGACCCGAUUCUGUGGGACUGGACCGAACCGGAUGCGCGUCCUUCACCCUGCAGGUGGAGAUCGCACCAGAACGUUUAACAGCUUCUUAACUAAAAUAAAUGAAAAGCUUCAAAAUAACCUUUUACUGAAAAUAUCAGCAGACCCCCCCACCCCACACACACACACACACACACACACACGCGCGCGGCUCUUUUAGAUGCAGCUAUGUGCAUUUAGGGAUGUUUGGACUUAUUUCCUCGUCAAAGGAACAAAACGAAAUUAGACCAGAUCAGAUUCUUUGAUUCUGUUUAAAAGAUGAAAAAGUCACUUCCUGUUUUAUUCUGAAAAUCGUGAAUUCAUCUUCAGCGUAAAAGUACAUAUUUUUAGUUGAUUCUUGAUUGGAAUCCGCUAAAAAGAACCAGAGCAAAGAAACUGGAUCUUUGCUCUGGUUCCAGAUUGGGCCCCAGUCAGAACCAGAACCGUCAGAUUCAGCAGCUUUGGCUCCACUGCUUUCUGCCGGUCAUCUAACAGAAGCUGGUUCUGAUGUGAUCCCGCCCUCCACGAGAAGAGUCCAGGUUCUGUCUUUGACCGACACCUGGCUUCAUCAGAACUCUGAACUGGACUUGAGGUUUAACAAUGAUGUCAUAGGUCGGAUGAUCCUGGGCCAGCUGGUUCAGGUGGACACUGUGAGAGUUUCAGAACCAGGACGCAUCAGUGUUUAAAUCAGGAGAAACCCAGAACCGGACCGACCCGGUUGUCCCCUCUGGUUCUUUAUUUCCCUGAGUGGGUGGAUGACAUAUCAGAUCCAGGAUGGAGCCGAGCAGAACCCAGGAGAACUGGAUCUUCAGGUUCUGGUGGAAUGGAUCCUGUUUGUUUGGAGUGGAGAGAAAAUGUCUUCGUUUUUCCUUUUUCCGACUGUUUCAGGAGAACCAGGUACCGAAGAUCAAACUCCUGUUGUUGUGGAAACCACAUCUGAGGCUUGAAAUACUCAGAAAAGUUGUUUUUGUUUUGUUUUGUGAAACAGCUGAUGGAUGAAAAUGUGCAUGAAACUUAAACCAAAGGAAGGAAAGAAAAUGUGUUUAAUAAUAAUAAAAAAAAAACUUCCGCAGCUUUCAUCUGAAAAUCUGAAGUUCUCAAACGUUUCACAGGAUCAGCAGAACCUCCGAGGACCUGGUUCUUCUGGACCGGGUCCAACAGAACCGUCUGACCUGUGUCUCAUUUGUUCACGAUGUUUUUAUGUUUGAGAUUUAAAAGAUGCUACGAAUUAAAACGAAACCACGCUGUCA